Closterium sp. Naga37s-1 is the source of this 4383-nucleotide messenger RNA. The record is from the annotation of a GenBank genome assembly. Lineage: Eukaryota; Viridiplantae; Streptophyta; Zygnematophyceae; Desmidiales; Closteriaceae.
AUGUUGCUGCCACGUGGCGUUCACGUGCCCAGCGACGGCGCGCAGUGCGGUGGCCGCGAUUUCACCACAGGAUGCGCGGGAGACCGCGACGGCAUGGGCGCAGCAGAGCCGGCUCGGCGCGGCGGCUGUAGCACAGAUAGCGCUACAGGUGGCGCGAUAGGUAGCGGCUGUAGCGGCGCCGACCGCGUCGCGAGCGGGCGAUGCGCUGGCAGUAGCGACGGCGGACACGAACUAGUUCAGUCUCGAGCGAGCGCCGAAAGGCGGCAGCGUGGAAGCAGCGAAUGCUGGUCCGCGGAGCCAAACAGACAGUUGGGUACUGAUAGCGUCGAGGACUCGCGCCAACGGAGCAGAUUAGGCGGCAACAGAUGCGGCAGGCUGUGCGCGCAGCACGUGGCGGAGCGGCAGCUGCGGCUGCUGCGCCCCGCGCUGCUGCUGCUCGCUCUGCUGUCGUGCGGCCUAUCGCCACUCCCGCCCCUGGCAGGGCCGCUCGCUCCAGCCAGUGAUGCUCCCGCGCGCACCCGCCGCUCCGCACUGCUUGUGGGCGCCACCCGAGCCUACUUCCCCUUCUUCCCCUCCUUCGCGCAGGUAGGCAGUGACAAGUCCUCGUCAAGCAAUGACACGUCAUCGUCAGGCAGUGACACGUCAUCGUCAGGCAGUGACAAGUCCUCGUCGAGCGGUCACACGUCAUCGUCAGGCAGUGACAAGUCAUCGUCACACAAUGACACGUCAUCGUCAGGCAGUGACAAGUCCUCGUCGAGCGGUGACACGUCAUCGUCAGGCAGUGACAAGUCAUUGUCACACAAUGACACGUCAUCGUCAGGCAGUGACAAGUCCUCGUCGAGCGGUGACACGUCAUCGUCAGGCAGUGACAAGUCAUCGUCACACAAUGACACGUCAUCGUCAGGCAGUGACAAGUCCUCGUCGAGCGGUGACACCUCAUCGUCAGGCAGUGACACGUCCUCGUCAGGCAGUGACACGUCAUCGUCAGGCAGUGACACAUCAUCGAAUUCAAGCGAACCAUCCACUGACAGCAACGGCGGCGGAAGCGACACGGGCGGAGGGGGGCAGUCGGCGGAAGGUUGGCGCGCGCCGUGGGCGAAGGGCGGAGUGGCGGAGGCGGAGACGGUGCAUCUGGUGCUCACGCGCGGAGCGCGAGCGGCGCAAGCGGAGCCCACACCAGCGGCGGACGCGGCGGUGGUGGCGGCGGGGCUGCCGGAGCUGCCGCGAGUGGGGCUGAAGAACGAGAUCCGCUACGAGUACGGCGACGCGCGGGACAGCGCGUUGCUCAGGGUGAGUCGUACGCGUUUCCAGCUGCUCAUCCCUGUCUGCCCCUUUACCCACCCCCCAGCAGCCCUUUCCCUCCGGCUCAUACUCCUCUUGUUUCCCCCCCUCCCCCCUUCCCCCUUCCCCCCCUCCCUCCUUCCCCCUUCCCCACCUCCCCCUUCCUCACUUCCCCCUUCCCCCCCUCCCACUUCCCCCCUUCCCCCUUCCUUCCCUCCCCCUUCCCCCCUUCCCCGUUCCUCCCCUCCCCCUUCCUUUUGUCUCCCGUCCCUCCCUCCCCUCCGCCAGACGACCAUGUACACGGCGGUGGGGGCGAGUCGCGACCCCGCAGUGGGGAGAGCGGGAGUGGGGAGGGGAGGAAGUGGUACGGCUGGGGAUGGGCGGGCGGGAGGGCUGGGUUGGAAACGCAUGGAGGCGUGGAGAGGGCUAGACGGCGACAGGGAAGGGGGGAGGGAUGGUGGGGGAAGACAUGGGGAAGGGCGCAGGUACCGCACGGAGGUGCGAGUGGUCGCAGCAACCAUUCAGCGCGCUGGUCGAUACGGCGUCCCACCUGCUCUGCCUACCCUUCACUCAUCGCUUUCCCCCUGUCUCUCCCCUGACUCUCCCCCUUCUCCUCUCUUCCGUCCCCUCUCCUCUCCCUUCUCCCUUCUCCCUUCUCCCUUCUCCCUUCUCCCUUCUCCCUUCUCCCUUCUCCCUUCUCCCUUCUCCCUUCUCUUCCCCUUCCCGCCCACCAGCAGGUACCACACGGAGGUGCGAGUGGGGUCAUCACAGCAGGCGUUCAAAGUGAUGGUGGACACAGCGUCCGACCUGCUCUGGCUGCCCUGCGACUGCGUGCGCUGCACCGAUGGACCCUCCUCCUCCUCCACGCCAACCCCGUUCAACCCAGCGGAGUCCACCACGCUCACCACCAUGCCCUGCGACUCCUCCUCCUGCUCCGCCUGGGCGGACGACCGCUCGCUCUCAGUGGGCUGCAGCAUCGCACCGGACCUACCCACACCGGACUCCACGUGCCAGUACGCGCUGGUGUCCAGCUCCCCCCAGGGCAGCUCAGCGGGCAACCUGGUGCGCGACGAGGUGCAUCUCAGCCUCGAGGACGGCAGCUUCCUCGCUCCCAACCUCACCUUCGGCUGCGGGCGCUAUCAGUCAGGGCUGCUGGGCACAGAGAGCGGCGCCCCAGGAGGCGUGCUGGGGCUGGGCGCAAGGCGCUCUCACUGCUCUCCCAGCUGCCCCUCCCACUCCAUCCCCUUCCGCACCCUUCCCCCCUCCCCCACCCGAUCCCUCCGUCCGCACCCCACCCUCCCUCCUUCCUUCCUCAGCUGUGGGCGGUAUCAAACGGGAGUGCUGGCAACAGACAACGGUGCCCCAGGGGGCGUGUUGGGGCUGGGCACGGGGCCGCUCUCACCGCUCUCCCAGCUGGCGGAGAGCGGGGUGGUGCCGCGAGCGGGCUUCGCACUGUGCCUGGAGGGGGACGAUGCCUCUGCUGCUGGGGGGGGAAGCCACCUGCUGCUGGGGACCACGGACGCCGGGCCUGCUAGCGGGUCAGCCCGCGUGUACAAGAACAGCCUCAGCCCGUUCUUCUAUGUGAAGAUAAAGGACAUGCAUCUCGGCACAGCGGACCUGGUGGUCACGCCCUCCAUGUUCCCACCGCUCUCCUCUGCGGGGGCGGGCGGCACAGCGCUCGACUCCUCCUCUGCUGCCUCCGUGCUGCCCCGACCUGCCUACAUGGCACUCGCCACCGCUUUCCUGGUGCAGUACCCACUCAUGAAGUUUGCGUCGUCAGAGAGCGCACAGGAGGGGCUGGACUGCCUUGACGCCAACGACUACCACCAGGCAUCCAUGACCCCCGCGGAGUUCCUACAGCAGUUUCCACCGCUCACGCUCGUGCUGGCAGGCGGCAAGGGCAGCGCUGAUUUCACCAUCGCGCCCACCAACUACCUCAAGAUUGUGGCGAGCAGCCCACACGUGGUGUGCUUCACAGUGCGCAUGGCGAGCAGUCAGGCGGAGCGGGCAGUGAUUGGUGACCCGUGGAUGAGAGACAAGUACCUCGUCAUUGACACUCACAAAGAUACACUCUCCUGGAUCGAUGCUAACUGCACCACAGGGCUUGCCAUUAUCCGCAACACCACUGACAGCACCACCAACACCUCCUCCUCGUCCUCCUCCCUUCCUCCCUCCUCCCCAGGGCCCGCCGGCCAGCCGCAGCCAUCUCUCAACUCCUCCUCCACCACCCCCCCAAGCGGCUCCACCAGUCCCUCACAGGGCUUCCCCCCCUCCAUCUUCGACUCUAGCCCCGGCCCCACUGCUGCUCCCCCCGCCCCCACUGCUGCUCCCCCCUCCAUCGCCCCGCCCUCCCUUUCCCCCCCCUCCCUGCCUCCCCCAAGCCCCCCCCCUCCACCACCACCCCCGCCCCCAAGCCCCCCUCCUCCCAACAACCCUCCCCCGAACCCCCCCCCUCCUCCCAACAACCCUCCCCUGAACCCCCCCCCUCCGCCCAACAACCCUCCCCCAGCCAAUCCUCCCCCUCCGCCGGCCUCUCCGAAUGAGCCCCCCCUAGCGGGAUGCCAGCCGUCCCCCACGGACUGUGCCUUCUUCUUUGCGGGCCACGAGGGGCAGGUCCCCACCUUCUCCAUCCAGCCGCGCCAGGGCGACGCUGUGCUGUCAACGAGUGAGCUUAAAACGAGUAUAAUGGGCAGCGACAUCCAGGUGCUGGCGGGCAACUCGGGCGAGGCGCAGAUCCUGUGUGCCGAGGGCCAGGGUGCCGGGGCGGGUCUGGGGGGUGGUGGUGGCUCGGGGCUGACGGCAACGGCAGCCAUGGCUAUGAACGAUGGUGCUGUGACACAGGACAUUGGCAACCAGCUGUACAUCACCGGCACGGUGCGUCAACUGAGGGGGGGAGUGGGGGUUGAUGACGUGCAGCAGCGCACGUUCAACCGAAUCGAGAACCUGUUCGCGCUGCGCAACGCGUAUGUGAAGCUGCGGGUGACGGCAGCGGAGAUGGACGUGUUUGGCAUGACGGUCAACAUGAACCCCGGCGACGGCAACUCCUACUUCCCCGAGGACAAGCGCUGUGUGCUCUUCAAAACCAAACUGCCUGACGGCUGA